AUGUUAGAACAGUUGUUGAAGUAUUGUACAAAUAACGUCGAAAUGAUAAAAGAAGCCUAUGAUGUAGUUGUUAGUGUGCCACGUAGGGCAAAUGAUCUCAUGCAUCUGGGCAAUUUCGAAGGAUACAAGGAUCUUGGGGCACUUGGAGAUUUUGUAAUGCAAGAAACUUUUAUUGUGUGGGACCCGAGAUCAUUGUUUAAGAAAGGCACUGAAAGACAAGUUUUCCUUUUUGAAUUAUGCGUUGUAUUCGCAAAGAAAAAGGAAAAUCCGUCUACUCGAGGUGUGAAGUAUGUAUAUAAGAGUCGACUUAUGCUUUCGGAAAUCAACGUAUGUGAGCAUGUUGAAGGUGACUCAAGCAAAUUUGCUUUGAGGCAAGGAGACAUGCCCAACAACGAAUUGAGAACUGAUCUUAAAGCACCAAGUGAGCAGUGUAAGGUACACUGGGUGAAAAAAAUACGCGAACUUAUGCAGGGUCUGAUGACUGCUGAUUUAGAAAGACGGCAGCCAUUAACUUCACGGCCUCUUCGUUCUCAUGCGUCUACUACGUCUAAUUCUGAUAGGACUUCUAAAGACAGCGAAAGUUUGGGUCGUAAUGUAGAUGAUCGGAAUUCUAUGAGAAGCUUUGCAUCUUCUGACGGCAAUUUUGAGGUUGCAUAUAGAGCCAUUCUGGUUUAUAAAUUCUUAUCAUGCGUUUAA
Enterobius vermicularis (human pinworm) is the source of this 696-nucleotide messenger RNA. The record is from the annotation of a GenBank genome assembly. NCBI's taxonomy places the organism in Eukaryota, Metazoa, Nematoda, Chromadorea, Rhabditida, Oxyuridae.